AUGCCUUCACUCAGGACUUUGGGGAAACUUGCAUUGGGUGGCGCGCAGAUGGUGCUGGCGCAGGGUGCGGUGAACCCUUUUCAGUCGUGUUCGAAUCCGCAGUUGAGUUGCCAUAAUACAACGGUGGUGGAGAAUCUGUGCUGCUUCAAUGCGCCCGGUGGACAGCUGCUGCAGACGCAGUUCUGGGAUACACAUCCCGUCACAGGUCCGGUCGACAGCUGGACGCUGCAUGGUCUAUGGCCAGACCGCUGCGACGGCACCUAUGAUGCAAACUGCGACUCCUCGCGCUCCUACUCCAACAUUUCCGCAAUUUUGAAAUCCUUCGGCGCAGACGACACCCUCUCCUUCAUGCAGACCUACUGGAAAGACUACCAAGGCAAAGACGAGUCCUUCUGGUACCACGAAUGGUCAAAGCACGGCACCUGCAUUUCCACGCUCGAGCCAGAGUGCUACACCGAGCACAGGCCCACCGAAGAAGUCGUUGACUACUUCAACCGCGCUGUCUCGCUCUUCAAGACACUUCCGUCAUAUGAAUGGCUGGCUGCUGCGGGAAUCACACCCAGCAGCUCACAGACAUACACAUUCCAGGCUAUCCAGGAUGCGCUAGCAGCGAAGAGACCGGGCGUGGAGGUAACACUGGGCUGCAAGUCCGGCGAGCUGAACGAAAUCUGGUACCACUACGACGUGCGCGGCUCUCUGCAGACGGGCGAGUUCGUAGCUGCCAACCCCGACGGCACGAAAUCAACUUGCCCUACGACGGGUAUCAAGUACCUCCCCAAAUCUGCAAGCCAGCCUACUGCGACCAGCACCACCAUUGGCGGCCCGGCGCCCACAAGUACUUCUGCACCAGGCACACCCUUCAGCGGAAAGGGAUAUAUCAACGUUGAAGUUGGCGGCGCGAAGAAUGGCUGCAUCAUCAGCAAGGGCACGUGGUACACCACCGGUACCUGUGCGACAUUCACAGCUACCGAACUUGACGACGGCUUCACGCUGACGAGCUCGAAGGGCAAGUGCGGCAUCGUUGGAGGCGCCCUGACCUGCGAUGCGAGCGUGAGCAGCGGAACUGGGUUCACUGCUGUUGACGGUAAUCUGGCAGCUGACGGAAACGCCGUGUGGAGUGCGGACAAGGCAGCGAGUGGAAGCACGCAGGUGCCCGUGUAUGCUGGUGGGGAUCAUGCGCAGCAGUUUGCUUUGACGUGGCAGAGUGCGUAG
Molecule: messenger RNA, 1212 nt
Organism: Macroventuria anomochaeta
Lineage: Eukaryota; Fungi; Ascomycota; Dothideomycetes; Pleosporales; Didymellaceae
Product: ribonuclease M
Exons: 2
Coding region: 1-1212 (403 amino acids)
Biological process (GO): RNA catabolic process
Cellular component (GO): extracellular region
Molecular function (GO): RNA binding; ribonuclease T2 activity
Source: RefSeq, a predicted model, not a curated record